This is a messenger RNA of Protopterus annectens (West African lungfish), 5724 nucleotides long. RefSeq names its product echinoderm microtubule-associated protein-like 5. Gene Ontology annotation, molecular function: microtubule binding. The transcript is spliced from 43 exons. The coding region runs from base 1 to 5724 and encodes 1907 amino acids. The record is from RefSeq and is a predicted model, not a curated record. Lineage: Eukaryota; Metazoa; Chordata; Ceratodontiformes; Protopteridae.
AUGAAUUAUGAAACGUUGUGCCUUGCUUUGCAUCCUGAACGAGUGUUGGUAGCUACAGGACAAGUGGGGAAGGAGCCAUUUAUCUGUGUCUGGGAUUCAUACACAGUGCAGACAGUAUCUAUCCUGAAGGAUGUACACACUCAUGGGAUUGCAUGUUUGGCCUUUGAUGUUGAUGGACAGCGCUUGGUUUCUGUUGGUCUGGAUUCUAAAAACAUGAUAUGUGUGUGGGACUGGAGGAAAGGAAGAAUUAUGUCAACAGCUCCUGGCCACACUGACCGGAUCUUUGAUGUCUCAUGGGAUUUGUAUCAACCUAACAAGCUGGUUAGCUGUGGCAUAAAACACAUUAAGUUUUGGAAUUUAUGUGGAAAUGCCUUAACACCAAAACGAGGCGUGUUUGGUAAGACUGGUGAUCUUCAGACAAUCUUGUGCUUGGCGUGUGCAAGGGAUGAAAUCACGUAUUCUGGUGCUCUUAAUGGCGACAUAUAUGUAUGGAAAGGGAUAAAUCUGGUGAGAACAGUGCAAGGAGCACAUGCAUCCGGAAUUUUCAGUAUGAAUGCAUGUGAAGAAGGCUUUGCUACUGGUGGCAGGGAUGGCUGUGUUCGACUCUGGGAUUUAAAUUUUAAACCAAUUACUGUGAUUGAUCUCAGGGAAACAGACCAAGGGUACAAAGGUUUGUCUGUAAGAAGUGUAUGUUGGAGAGGGGACCAUAUACUGGUUGGUACACAGGAUAGUGAAAUCUUUGAGAUUGUGGUCCAUGAACGGAAUAAGCCUUUUCUCAUUAUGCAAGGACACUGUGAAGGAGAGCUGUGGGCAUUAGCAGUACAUCCAACAAAGCCUUUGGCUAUAACUGGAAGUGAUGACCGGUCUGUCAGGAUAUGGAGUCUGAUCGACCAUGCAUUGAUUGCCCGUUGCAACAUGGAAGAGCCAAUACGUUCUGCAGCUGUCAGCAUGGAUGGUAUUCAUCUGGCUCUUGGAAUGAAGGAUGGUUCAUUUACAAUCCUCCGGGUCAGAGACAUGACUGAGGUUGUUCACAUAAAGGACAGGAAGGAAGCAAUUCAUGAACUAAAGUACUCACCUGAUGGGACAUUCUUGGCUGUGAGCUCCAAUGAAAAUUCUGUUGAUAUAUAUGGAGUUGUUCAGCGCUACAAGAAGGUUGGGGAGUGUAUUGGAGCAAUGAGUUUUAUCACACACUUGGACUGGUCUGUAGAUGCCAAAUAUUUGCAGACCAAUGAUGGGUCUGGCAAGAGGCUUUUUUUCAAGAUGCCUGGUGGGAAGGAAGUGACAAAUAAGGAAGAACUAAAAGGUGUUCAGUGGGCAUCCUGGUCGUGUGUUCUUGGAGCAGAAGUAAAUGGAAUCUGGCCUAAAUACUCAGAUGUCAACAACAUUAACUCUUUGGAUGCCAACUUCGUAAACCAUGUGUUAGUGACAGCUGAUGAUUAUGGUGUAGUUAAACUUUUUCGAUUUCCAUGUUUUAAAAAAGGUGCAAAAUGUAAAAAAUAUCUUGGGCAUUCAGCACAUGUGACCAGUGUCAGAUGGUCACAUGAUCACCAGUGGGUGAUUUCCAUUGGCGGGGCUGAUCAUUCUGUCUUCCAGUGGAAAUUUGUUCCUGAGAGGAAACUUAAAGAUGCCUUUCAUAUAGCUGUUCAAGAAACAUUAGCAGAUUCCAAUAGUGAAGAAUCAGAUUCAGACCAAUCUGAUGUUCCAGAGCUGGACUCUGAAAUAGAGCAAGAAACUCAAAUCACAUAUCGUCGACAGGUUUACAAAGAAGAUCUACCUCAACUUAAAGAGCAAUGCAAAGAGAAAUGGAGACAGGCUGCCACAAAGCGACGAGAGCAUCCUCCAAGCUGUAGCUUAAGAUUGCACUUUAUCCAUGGGUAUAGGGGUUAUGACUGCCGAAGCAAUCUAUUCUACACUCAAACUGGGGAAAUUGUGUAUCAUGUUGCAGCAGUUGGAGUGGUGUACAACCGCCAGCAGAAUACACAACGCUUCUAUCUGGGUCAUGAUGAUGACAUUCUUUGCCUUGCUCUUCAUCCUUUGAAGGAUUAUGUGGCUACAGGCCAGGUCGGCAGGGAAGCUACAAUUCACAUCUGGGAUAUAGAGACAAUGAAACCACUGUCUGUAUUAAAGGGCUAUAACCAAUAUGGUGUGUGUGCUGUAGAUUACUCAGCGGAUGGCAAGCAAUUAGCAUCAGUCGGAAUGGAUGACAAUCAUACUGUCAUAGUCUGGGACUGGAAGAAAGGAGAGAAGCUGUCUGCAGUGAGAGGAAGCAAAGACAAGAUCUUUGUUGUCAAGAUUAACCCCUUCAUGCCUGACAAGCUUAUUACAGCAGGAAUCAAGCACUUUAAAUUCUGGCACAGGGCAGGAGGAGGGCUGAUUGGAAAGAGAGGCUGUACUGGUACAGUUAACAAGAUGGAGACCAUGAUGUGUGCUGUGUAUGGCUGGACAGAGGAAAUGGUGUUUUCCGGGACCUGCACUGGGGAUAUCUGUAUCUGGAAAAGUAUGCUGCUUGUGAAGACUGUCAAGGCUCAUGAUGGUCCAGUCUUCAGUGUUCAUGCCUUAGAAAAGGGAUUUGUGACAGGAGGGAAAGAUGGUAUGGUGGCUUUGUGGGAUGACAGCUAUGAACGGUGCCUUAAAACCUAUGCCAUCAAACGGGCAGCUUUGGCCCCUGGCUCCAAAGGUCUGUUGCUGGAAGACAAUCCUUCUAUCCGUGCCAUAUCGCUAGGACAUGGUCAUAUCCUAGCAGGGACCAAGAAUGGAGAGAUACUGGAGCUAAAUAAAAGUGGCCCAAUCACUUUGCUGGUUCAGGGUCAUAUGGAAGGAGAGGUUUGGGGUCUAUCUACACACCCUCAUCUACCUAUCUGUGCCACUGUGAGUGAUGACCGCACCAUAAGAAUAUGGGAUUUGUCCCCCAGCCACUGUAUGUUGGCUGUCCGGAGACUGAAGAAAGGUGGCAGAUGCUGCUGUUUUUCACCUGAUGGGAAGGCACUGGCUGUGGGUCUGAAUGAUGGAAGCUUUUUGAUUGUUAAUGCUGAUACCCUGGAAGAUCUUGUCUCCUUCCAUCACCGAAAAGAUGCCAUUUCAGAUAUCAGGUUCUCUCCAGGUGCAGGGAAAUACCUGGCUGUGGCCUCGAGUGAUAACUUUGUGGAUAUCUACAAUGUGAUAAGCAGUAAGAGAGUGGGGAUCUGUAAAGGAGCAUCCAGCUACAUCACUCAUCUUGACUGGGAUCGUACAGGCAAACUUUUACAAGUUAACACUGGUGCCAAGGAGCAGCUGUUCUUUGAAGCUCCACGUGGAAAAAGGCAGAACAUACCCAGUUCAGAGGUGGAGAAGAUUGAGUGGGCAUCAUGGACAUGUGUUCGGGGUUCUUCUUGUGAGGGAAUAUGGCCAAUCAUAGGAGAGAUUACAGAGGUAACUUCAUCCUGCCUCACUGGCGAUGGAAAGGUCCUAGCUACAGGAGAUGACUUUGGAUUUGUAAAGCUUUUCCGGUACCCAGUUAAGAGCAAGUUUGGGAGGUUUAAGAAGUAUGUGGCUCAUAGCACUCAUGUAACCAAUGUGCGAUGGACGUUUGAUGACAGCUUCCUAGUGACAGUUGGAGGUACAGACACUACUCUAAUGAUUUGGACCCAUGAAAUGGAAGGACAUCGUGAUAGUCGACAGUGUGACAGUGAAGAGUCUGACAUAGAGUCUGAUGAGGAUGGAGGUUAUGACAGUGAUGUUAUGCGAGAGAAUGAGAUGAAUUAUACCAUCAAAGCCUUAUCAACAACUAUUCGGCAAAUGUCUGGGAUUAAGCCACACCAGCAACAGAAAGAACCUUCACUGGAUGAGAGGCAGGGACUAGUCAGGGGCUCCAGACCACCUGUUAGUAGGGCGUUGCCACAGCCAGAGAAACUUCAAACAAAUAACAUUGGCAAGAAGAAGAGACCAAUUGAGGAUCUGGUCCUGGAAUUGGUGUUUGGAUAUCGAGGGAGAGACUGCCGGAACAAUAUUCACUACUUGAAUGAUGGUGCAGAUAUUGUGUAUCACACUGCUUCUAUAGGGAUUCUCUAUAAUAUUGCCACAGGUUGUCAGAGUUUCUACCAGGAACAUACAGAUGACAUCUUGUGUCUGACUAUAAACCAGCACCCAAAGUUUCAUAACUUGGUGGCGACAGGCCAAGUAGGAGAUUCUACAGACAUGUCAGCCACAUCUCCAUCAAUCCACAUUUGGGAUGCAAUGAACAAACAGACCCACUCCAUUCUACGCUGCUGCCAUUCAAAGGGGGUUUGUUCUGUCAGCUUCAGUGCCACUGGCAAACUGCUGCUAUCUGUGGGAUUGGAUCCAGAGCACACAGUCACCAUCUGGAAGUGGCAGGAAGGUGCCAAAAUAGCAUCACGGGCUGGGCAUAGCCAGAGAAUAUUUGUUGCGGAGUUCAGACCAGAUUCAGAUACACAGUUUGUUUCAGUUGGAGUGAAACAUGUGCGAUUCUGGACGCUUGCAGGAAGGGCUCUGCUAAGGAAGAAAGGUGUCUUGAGUUCUCUUGAGGAUGCCCGAAUGCAGACCAUGCUGGCUGUGGCUUUUGGUGCUAAUAACUUGACCUUUACGGGUACCAUAAGUGGAGAUGUAUGUGUCUGGAAGGACCAUUUGCUGGUGCGAGUUGUUGCCAAAGCUCACAAUGGGCCUGUUUUCACCAUGUAUACAACACUAAGGGAUGGACUGAUUGUCACAGGAGGCAAAGAGAGGCCGUCGAAAGAAGGUGGUGCUGUCAAAUUGUGGGACCAGGAACUGAAGAGGUGCCGUGCUUUCAGGCUUGAGACUGGUCAGAUGACAGACUGUGUGCGCUGUGUGUGUCGAGCAAAGGGUAAGAUUCUUGUUGGAACAAGGAAUGCUGAGAUUAUAGAAGUGGGGGAGAAGAAUGCAGUGUGCAACAUCCUGAUGAAUGGUCAUACAGACGGCCCCAUUUGGGGACUGGCGACUCAUCCCUCAAGGGAUAUCUUCUUAUCUGCUGCUGAAGAUGGGACAGUGAGGCUAUGGGACAUCCCGGAAAAGAAGAUGCUGAAUAAGGUAACGCUGGGCCAUGGAGCACGUACUGUGUGCUACAGUCCUGAUGGAGACAUGGUUGCCAUUGGUAUGAAGAAUGGUGAAUUUGUGAUUCUUCAAGUAGCUUCACUGAAAAUAUGGGGAAAGAAGAGAGACAGGAAAUCCCCAAUUCAAGAUAUCAGGUUUAGCCCAAACUCUCAGUAUCUAGCUGUGGGCUCCAGUGAGAAUGCUGUGGACUUCUAUGAUCUCACACUGGGCCCAACACUGAAUCGAGUCAGCUGCUGCAAAGACAUUCCCAGCUUUGUUAUUCAGAUGGACUUUUCUGCAGACAGCUCUUAUAUUCAGGUGUCCACAGGUUUAUACAAAAGACAUGUAUAUGAGGUGCCUUUAGGAAAACAAAUUUUGGAUCAAACAGUAAUUGACCGAAUAACAUGGGCCACCUGGACCAGUAUUCUAGGUGAUGAAGUAGUAGGAAUCUGGUCUCGGCACAAUGAGAAGGCAGAUAUAAACUGUGCCAGUGUCUCCCACUCAGGAAUCAAUAUUAUCACAGGGGAUGACUUCGGGAUGGUGAAGCUUUUCGAUUUCCCUUGCCCUGAAAAAUUUGCAAAACACAAGAGGUUUUUGGGGCAUUCAGCCCAUGUGACCAACAUCCGGUUUACCAGUGGAGACCGGUAUGUGGUGAGUGCUGGAGGGGAUGACUGCAGGUAA